AUCAGGCGCGUUCCCUCUCCGCUGAACUCGGAGCUACUCUGUAAAUCGGUGUUGUUGAAGCUAACGAUGGCAGCGGCGGCGGGUUGCGGCUCGGUGGCCGCGGCUGCUGGCGCGGUGGUGGGCGGUGUAGCCGCGGCGCGGGGGCGCUUUCCUGGGCGGCCCUGGUCGUCGCGGAGCCGCCUGCGUUCGGAGAAGCGGUGGCAGCUCGGGCGCUCGGGCACAGAGCCGGAGGAGAGCAGCGGCGGAGGCCCGAGGCCUGGUUGCUGCCUGGCGCUUGCGUGCGGAGAGGAUCCGUCUCACCUGCGCCUGCUGGGGAUCGAGGCGAGCUACAAGAGCCUGGGGGAGGCCGGCUACAGCUCGAGCGGCAGUGAGGAGGGAUCUGAAUUCAAAGGUUUUGAGGCUGAAAAUGAAAGCAGCAGUGUUCCUGAACGGUCCAGACGAAAUCGUCCCAAACGUAACCGAGCAACAACAAAUUUGUCGAAAAGGGUACGUCGGAGACCAGCUCCUGCAGCAGCCACAGCUGUGGAGAAGGUUGAAGCACCUCAGGAUGAUCCUGGAUCUGCACAGAAGCUUCACAGCAAAGAGUCUUGUAAUGCUGUUUCCAUUGAAGAUGCCAUUUCCGGCUCAGAUAAGCUAACAAAACGAAGACAAAGAAGAGGCUCCGUGAAAGUUGAUGCGUCAUCUGCUCCAAGGAUCACUAUCAAGUUAGCGACUAAGAGGAGAGUAAAGGUAGCUGCAUCACACAAAUCUGAAACUAAGGAAAAUCAAUGUGCCAAAGGCUCAUCUGCACAAGUGAAGUUAAAGAGAGAUGCAAAAACCCCAGAAAGUGGUUCUGCUGAGGUAAAGGAAGAGGUCAUUACAAGAAGGCGAGGGAGAUCUGCAUCUCUUCCCCAGAGUGUGCCGGAUGCAAAGGUUGAUGAACAGAAAGUAGUGGAAAAGGUGAGGAAGUCAACCCGCAAGACUCGUUCAACAUCAUGUGGUGAUGCUGUAGAGCCAAACGCUGGUGAGAAGAAGGCAGAACCAACAGACAGUGUGUCAAAAGAAAGCACAGAAGUCAAAAAGCUUGUGAUUCGGAGACGGCACAGGUUGGACUCAAGCCGCACUGAGCAAUCGGGAGACCACAAAGAUGAGGCUACUUUGUCCGAGUCGAUAUUAGAGGUGUCGACAGUUGAGGAACCUAAACCACCUUCCAGAAAGAAAAAGAAAAAACGGAAGAAGAGGAAUCGGAAAGACAAAGUCUCCGAAAAGGGUGAUGAGAAGCGUGAUGCUUUAUCUCAGCAGCCAGCAGGAGACUCGAUAGAAAACAAUUUUGUGGGGAUCCCAGGCUUAAAAUUAACACGAAUACGAAACCCAAAAGCCAGGUCACGUAAGAAAUGCAGUAAGUUUAUUUGGACCCUAACACUGGUCAAGUGCAAAAGCAAAACAGUGAGUCCACCAACCCAAGAAAAUCUAAGUAAAGCACCCGAAAGCCUUAGCAAAGAGACAGAAUGUCACUCAAAAUGUGCAAAAGAGCUAGAUGUUUCAGCAGAACCUCCAUCUCGUUCAUCUGACACUGCAGAGGUGAACACACUGCAGGAGCCAGAGAGUAAGGACUUGUUAAACACUGUUGGUGUUACUAAAAGUCCAGAAAAUUCAGACGUUACAGAGAAAGAGCAUGAGAGCUCAAGAAAGGCCGAUGUGACCUCUGGAAAAGGUGAGGAGGAGACAUCGAUAAAGGAUAAUGAGGAGGAGAGAUUGAGAGAGCAUAAUGAUGUGACCUCAGGAAAAAAUGAGGAGACAACGUCAAGAAAUUAUGAUGGUCAGGUGACCUUAAGAAAAGAUGAAGAGGAGCCUCAGGUCACCGUUACAUCUGAGGUUGUAAAAGAAACGCAUCCGGAGGUGGCCACAGAGACGGAUCUCGAGCCAAUGGGUACUGAUUUCGUUCCUCCCCUUCAGAUAAAGGUUGUGUCCUCACCAGGAAAACGCAACAGCUUAAAGCAGUCAUUUUCAAUCCAGCAAGCCACAACUACACCUAAACCGAAAGAGGCUUCUCAAGAACCUGAUCAUCAGUCUCCAGCAAAAAUGAAGAACCAGACAGAAACAACUCCUCCAACUUUGGUGUCCAAGGCAAGGCAUAGAUUGAAUCUCAAUUCUCCUCGAAAGAAGCGUGUAAGGCAUAAAGCUUGGACAAGUUGCAAGAGGAAAUCUCGGCGUGCUCCCUCUGGUGAUUACUCCAAUUCCAAAACGAUUGCUGAGACGGAAGUUCCGGUUGCUGAGGCAGAAGUUCCGGUAGCUGCAACUGAAGCUGCAGCCCCCGAGACGGAACCUCUAGCAGCUGCAACUGAACCUCCAGCCGCUGAAACGGAAUCUCCAGCAGCUGCAACUGAAGCACCGGCAGCUGAGACGGAACCUCCAGCAGCUGCAACUGAAGCUCCGGCUGCUGGUACAGAAGCUCCAGGAGUUGUAACUGAAGCUUCAGCUACUGAGACGGAACCUCCAGCAGCUACAACUGAAGUUCCAGCAGCUGCAACUGAACCCAAGUUGGGGGAAUUACCAGAACCACACGAACAGCGUAAACCAAGGAAGUUCUCUAGUCAGGCUGCUCUCUUGAAAUCAAAAGGGUUUUUCCCAAGAUAUGAAGCACCAGUGUCCGAGGCAGCUGAGCCCACAAGUGUCAAUUGUGCUGCACUUCCACUUCAACCUGCGACAGAAAUGCAGCCAGAGAUUAAGACUAAGGAGACGCCUUCACCUGACUCUGCUGAAGUCUUGAUUUUAGAACCUCGACUGGCGGUCCCUGAUCAAGCAGAGGCUCCUUAUCAUGCUCAGCAACCAAUCAAGCAAGGAAAGAAAAGGCGAAGAGCUUUGAUAGGACAGAGGUUAAAAGCUCGCAGAAAGAGGUUGCCUCAAAGGCAGUUAACAGAAGAAGGUGCUGAUGUUUGCUCCGCAGUCGUAGCUUCUGAGCCAGCACGGUCCAAGCUAGUCGGCAUACUGAAAACGAAGUACAGAAAGAGUCCUGUUUCAUCAAGUCUUCCUUGCAGUCUUGAAGACAAAAAAAGGAGGGCAAAACUUUUCGUACAGCAAGUGGAACGUGAGCUUGGACCUCAAAAAGAAAAGCCUUCUAUUGAUGAAAAAACAGACCUUGAGUCUGAAGUCCAACCUGGUAAAACAAAAUUUGUUAAAAACAUUAAGCAUUUUAUAAUGCCAGUUGUUAGUGCCCGGUCCUCACGAGUGAUCAAAACGCCAAAGAGAUUUAUGGACGAUGCUGAUAUGUCAGAUCUACCACGAAGGAACGCGCAGAAGAAAGGACACCAGUUGGGAUUAAAUCCAAAAUCAAAGAAACGUGAUGGUGGCGACGAGAAAGAUGAGCCUUCCUUUCUUCCAUCACAGGACGAGGAAGAUCUUCUGUUGGAACUACCUGAAGCUCAAUUAGAUCUCGAUUUGUCUUCUGCUGAAGAAUCAAAGCUUGAACCAGUAAACGACUUGGAAAACUUGGGCGAAGAGAAGUUCUCCGGCAAGAGACGAUCACUACUCCGGGACCCAGGUUUUAAUUGGCAAGUACUGGAGCCUGCAGGUGCCGAGAUCUACAACUUUGACCAAGAUAUUGAAAAGGAAUAUGAAGCCUUGUUGUCUGCAGAAGAUUUCUCAUUUGAUUCAUUACUCGAGUCGCCUCAGAAAAAGAAGCCAAGCAUGAAAUUCAAGAAGCCACCAUCACACCUAAAGCUCUAUAAGAAACUCAAGGAUGAACUAAACUUUGGCCCCACCAAGAAAAAGCUAAAAAAGUUUCCACCAGUUGAAACGGGGAAAACCGUUUUACCCCCUCCUGAAGCACAGAAGGUAGAUCUGGAGAACGAAACAAGUUUAAUUCAGUCUCUUUCUGAUAUUAAGGCAGAAAAGGCGAAACUGAAGAUUGAGGAUCUUGACACUCCAGGGGUUGUUCGUAAAGUAUCCAUCUGUGUACGUGCUCUCAGCAACAAGUCCUUGGCACAACAACAGGAAGAGCAGGUGGAUGAUAUGACGGAUGAAUUCUCCAUCCAUACAGACAUUUCACUUCCCAAGAAAUCCAUGGACAUCGAGCGCAUGUUUCAAGCUGAAUCGAGAGAUCAGAAGUCAGAACAAGGCUUUGAUCAAAAGAGAAAGGACAUCACGGAGUCAAAAGAGAGAAGUGUCAUCCAGCGUCCUCACCUCUCCGGUGCCAACAAGCGCAUGUUCAACCUCCUCAAGAAAGCAAAGGUUCAGCUCAUCAAGAUUGAUCAGCAGAAACAACUCAAAUCAUCAGGGCUCCUGUCAGAAGGCCGAAUCACAGCUGGAAAGAGGCAGAUCAGAAAACCAAUGAGGCAACUUAAGGACUCCUGUCGCGAAAAGACUGUUGCUUCUCCAGAGCAGGAGCCAGCCAGAGGAGGUCCACGCAUCAAGCAUGUGUGCCGAGCAGCAGCUGUGGUUCUGGGGCAGCCUCGUGCCAUCGUCCCGGACGAUAUCCCCAGACUCAGUGCUCUUCCGCUGCAUGAGAGAUCAGGCAUUUCUCCAUCACCUGCAGCUAAAGAUAUGGAGUCCCAUUCUGACCCAGACAGCCCUAUCAUGCAAGAGCAGAGGACGCCCAAGUUUCGUAAAGCCCGUGCACACGCUCGUCGGUGUGGCCAGUGUAAAGGCUGCCUCCAUGAAGAGGACUGUGGUAAAUGCAUUAACUGUCUGGACAAGCCCAAGUUUGGUGGCCCGAACACCAAAAGACAGUGCUGUGUCUUUAAGAGGUGUGAUGAGGUUGAAGAAAGGAAGGCCUUGAGACUAUGUGGCAAAGGGCAAAUGAAGAGGCGUCGCUCAUUAGUCAGUGCUGGUCACUCAAGUAAUGAGGAGUGUGAAGGGACUGAGGCGGCCUCUGUAGGAGGAGACAGUCAGAGCCCAUCAUUACGGAAACAACCCAAGCGCACUGUUAAACCACGCUACUACUGCGAUCUUCUGGAUUAUGACUCUGACUUCGACCCGGACGUGAACAGGACACCACACUUGACCUCACCGUCGCGGAGGAGAGCGCCUGGUCCACGCAACAAUGACUUUGUGUCACUGGACGACUUUGUUGGUGAUGGCCUCGACGAGGGAAUCCGACAUCGCAGACCUGGAUUUAACCGAGUUCCAGCCAUCAGACGGAAACCUGAGAAGAGUCCUCAGGAACAAACACCACCCAGUGUCCUGGCAGCGCUGGCUAACGGUUUUGCCGAGAGAGUAAACGAACCGUCUGAGCCCACAUACAAGAUCUGUGUCGACUUUAAGGAAGACUGCAGCUUGCAGAGUGUGUGGUUGACCGGUGGUUUGAGCAUCCUCACAUCUGUGCCUCUCAUGCCUCCAUCUGUCUGCCUGCUGUGUGCCAGCAAAGGGCAGCAUGAGAUGUUGUUCUGUCAAGUAUGUUGUGAACCUUUUCAUCACUUCUGCUUGGAGCUGUCGGAGCAGCCGGUGGACGAGAAUAAAGAGAACUGGUGCUGUCGCCGCUGCAAGUUCUGCCGUGUGUGCGGUCGCAAGAACAGACAUUCCAAACCUCUGCUUGAAUGUGAACGAUGCCAGAACUGCUAUCAUCCUGCCUGUCUGGGGCCGAACUAUCCCAAACCCAACAAGCGCAAGAGGCCGUGGGUGUGUAUGACGUGCAUCAGGUGUAAGAGUUGUGGUGUGACUCCAGGGAAGAGCUGGGACACGGAGUGGAACCAUGAUAAGGGCUUCUGUCCUGACUGCACUCGGCUGUAUGAUCAAGGUAACUACUGCACAAUGUGCUUCAAGUGCUAUGAGGACAAUGACUAUGAGAGCCAGAUGAUGCAGUGCUCGAUAUGUAACCACUGGGUCCAUGCCAAAUGUGAGGGAUUGACUGAUGACCUGUAUGAGAUCCUGUCGAGUUUGCCAGAGAGUGUUGUGUACUCCUGCCAGCCCUGCACUCGGGCCAGUGUAGUUCGGGAGAGUGACGGAGGAGGCUGGAGGGAGCUCUUGCUGCUGGAGCUCCGAGCCGGAGUGGAGAAAGUGCUCGCCUGCCUGUUGAGCUCGACUCUCACUCAGCACCUGGUCACUUGCGACGAGUGUACAGCUCUGGAUGACAUUGGUGAUGGAGAUGUUCUUUCUGUGUGUGAUUUGCGUGCUGUAGGGAAAAAGUUUGACAAAGGUCUUUAUACAACACUGAAAUCUUUCCAUGAGGACGUGGUGAGAGUGAUUUGCAAAAGGCUAGAGGAAGAGGAAACCUUACCAGAGGACCAAAAGCCAACUGCUCUGGCUCGCUCUUACUAUCUAAAGCUUAUGGAAGAGGUUUUCAGCUGGUUCAACAGUCAAGAUCCUAAAAUGUGGGAUCCACGCUCCAAACAUCUACCAGCUGGAAUGCUCUCGAAUGCUGUGAUACCGCCAACAAACGAGCAUGUAUUUGCCCAGUGGAGGGAACAAGAGGAGAAGAGCAGGACUAUGAACACCACCAAGCAAGCAGGAGGCCUUACUGAGGUCAAAGGGGAAGAUGGAGCAAAUAUCUCUACCCCUCUGUCUCGCAGGCCUGUCAGUGGCCAAUAUAGAGACUUAAGCAUGAGACUCAGAUUCACUGGGAAAAAAUCACGAACCUCCAGAGAAGAUCUGGACACCGGGUGGUCAAAGGAGGAUGAGCGGCAGUGUGUCUUGUGUCAGAAGUAUGGUGACGCAAAAUCCAGUGAUGCAGGCCGUCUGCUCUAUCUUGGACAAAAUGAGUGGGCUCAUGUCAACUGCUCCAUGUGGUCAGCUGAGGUGUUCGAGGAAGAUAACGGCUGCCUGAUGCACGUGCAUAGUGCAGUUGCUCGAGGUCGCCUUAUGCGAUGUGAACGAUGUAACCAGACUGGGGCAACAGUGGGCUGCUGCCUUACCUCCUGCCAAAGCAACUACCACUUCAUGUGUGCCCGUUCUCGCAACUGUGUCUUCCAGGAUGACAAGAAAGUCUUCUGCUACAAGCACCGUGAUCUCAUCAGUGGAAAAAUCAUUACUGGACAAGGGUUUGAAGUUCUUCGGAGGGUCUACGUGGACUUUGAGGGGAUCAGCCUUCGCAGGAAGUUUUUGACAGGAUUAGAACCAGAGUACAUUAAUAUGAUGAUCGGUUCUCUUCAAGUCAAGAAACUUGGGAAGCUAAAUGAAUUGUCAGCCAUUCAAGGAAAACUUUUUCCAGUGGGUUAUGAAUGUUCUCGGUGGUACUGGAGCACACGAAACCCACGUCGCCGCUGCAAGUACACAUGCCGGGUCACAGAGGUACGACCACCAGUUCAGGAGAAGCCAGUAGAAGAACUGGCUGACCAAGGAGAAAAUCGCACAAUUGCCCACAGUCCAUGUCCACAAUCAGAAUCUGAAACUACAAAGGGAGAUGCGACACCAGCAAAUCCAUGUUUAGUAUCUUCCUUUGCCAAGCCAGACUCUGGUACUCGACCCAAAAAUUCAGCCUACCCACUGAACAGAAGACCAGCUGGAGGACUAUCGAGACCGCUACCAUCUCCAGGAGCUGCGCCUUCCAAGUCCCACCACAUUUUGACUAUUAGUGAUCUUGAUGACACCCGAAGACUCCGGCGACACACACCACAGAAUUCUGGCAUUCGUGGACACAACUCUUGCCCCUCCUUGGGCUCUUCACCUAGCUCAAUUAAUCUGCGACCUGGGGGUUCUCAUCACUCUAAAACCACCCAGCAUACCUCCCCGAUUUUCCCGCUUGGUGCUACUGAAAACUUGUUGACCUCCUCGUCAGCCCGCCCUGUCAGUCGAAGCGCUUCCUCUUCCCGGGGUGCCGGAAUUUUGGCACCCCAUUCUACCUCAGGACUGUUUCCAGAGCCCAUGUGGCAUGGUGGCACUGGCAGCACCCCUCCCUCGAACCCAUCCCUCUCUUCACCUACCCACCUUUCAAGACCAAGGUUGCCUUUUGACCUGAAUCAGUUGGACUCUGCAGAACUGCCACACAAUUUCAUGGCAUCACCUCAAGAACUGCUUGCAGAAAACGGAACCUCACCUUUAGGAGACACAGUGGAUCCACAGAGGGGUAGUCACCUAGUUGCGGAUAAGGAAUUCCCCUAUACCCCAUUUCAGUUGGACUCGGACUUAUCUAUGGUAUCGGAACUGAAAACCGAGCUUGAAAUUGAAGCAACAGUACUAAAUGAGGGAGUGGCUAUGAACUGUAGUGAACAGAUUGUUGUUGAAGGCGAAGAGGAUCAGGAUGAAUUUUGGGGUCCACAUACCCAAUCUGCCCAAAGAUUACCUCAUGCUACAGAAGAUUGGGGUAAUAGUUCCUCUGAUGAUGAUAUGGGAAACUAUUUUGACUUUUCACGUACUAUAGUAACUUGUAAAGUCCCAAGAGAAGCCUCAAAGACACCCCCUUCUGUCUCUAUAAAAUCAAUUUCACAACUAGAUGGUGUAGAUGAUGGAGCUGAGAGCGAUGCAAGUGUAACAAGCAGUAAUACCCAAAAUCUGAAGAACCCAAGUCAGGUUCAGAAACCAUCUCAGACUCUUGAUGGUCAGCAUCAUAAACAGUGGAAUAGUAAUGGACUGUGUGUGGAACCUCCAAGUCAUAGCAGUCCGCUCCAACCACCAGCCAAACCGUUUGGCUCUCUAUCCUUAGUUAGUACCGCUGAUCAAAGUUCAAGUAGCCCAACACACUCUGAGAUUCCACAAGAGACCAGGGGUUACACCAAAUCAGGCUUCCCAGAUACAUAUCAGAGCAAUGACUUUAUUGGUCAGACAUUUCAGUCAAGUCCUGUGGUGCCCCCUCAGGAAACGUCAACAGAUUUUGUUGUGCCAAAGGAAACUGAUGCAGCAUUUUCCACUUUCAGUGAAGACAUUCAAGGAUACAGUUUACCUACAGAUCUGGGGUUACCUAUAAUGCUGGACAGAUGUGAUCCUCCCUCACCUAGCACUUGUUUUACGGAGUUGGUUCCAGUUAAGGAAGAUCCUCAAAUGGACAUGCAAGAAUCCACGGAGUCCAAAAUCUACUUGGAUCAUAACAGUGGUCACUUUGUUUCAUCAGUUGAUGGUUCUAUGAUUUGCCCAAAUAGUUUGUCAGAGAAUUCAACAGACGCGUCCUUCACAAACCCUGCAAACGGAAGCCAAAAUCAAGUCCCACCCCAACCAACAUCUACAGAAACCAGCAUUUCUGCAGUUCAAUCUGCUUCAUGUUUGCAGCCUGCUUUCAUGUCAUUUGCUAAUUCAUCAUCUUCAAAUAUUACAUUACACCCUGUCCACACUUUGGAAAACAAGACAAUCCUCCCACCAAUGGAGAGUUUUCGUAACAAACUACUAUCGCCUUCAGAUGUAAGCCAACAGUCAGCCCUAAGGGGAGUGAUAUCUGCUGAUUUGCCUACUCCGCCUGAUUCAGGGCUUCAUGUACAGUCUGGCACUAAUGUAUCCCUUAGGGCAGUGCCGUCUCCUGUGUACACCAAUUACACACAACCUAUGGGCUCAGCAACAGUCAGCAUAGUCCCGUCUAUAAACUCGCAAGCAUCUGCUCAGUGCCGUCCAGUGUCCUCCAUUAUCCAGCCAUCCCCAUGCCCUGUUGUUGUGAAUGGCUAUAGUUCUAUGCCUAUGCAAAGGGAAGCCACCCCAGGACGUACAAUUUCCAUCAACUUUUCAACUCCAAGAUCAACAUUGGAGCCUCAACAGACGAUGACUCAAGCAUUACCAGGUCAUGCAAUUCUCACUGUGAAGGAGGUGGGUGGACCAAAUGUGGAUCCAACCCCUCAUGUUUUACUUGUUAAUCGUCUCGGCCAAAUUUUUGUCAAAAAUCCUGAAAGCAACACUUUCCAGCUGCCCAGUCCCACCUCACCUUCCUACAACUGCGUUACGCAGAUUGCCAGCCUUCUCCAAAGCAAUGCUCUCUCUGCUACUCUAGCAGCUGCGGGCAACUUGCCUGCCGUUGCUGGAGCAGCCGUCACAGCCCAAGUCCCCAGAAUGGUGACACCUGUGAUUCAGAGCUCUAAUACCAUCACACAGCUCCUCACUACUAAUAGCAAAGGAACAGCAGCACCACUGGAAGCCCAGACAACAAACCAAAAUUCAAACGAAUCCGCUGAUGGCUCUAUACCUGGAAUAAAGAAGUCACGGAAAAAGAAGGAGCUCUCAACACCUCGAAAAACCAAGUCAACACCUUUACCCGGGACAUCUGGCAAACCAGCAGACAACCAUGCCGAGAGUGCUCAAGCUAUUAUUAACCAAGCUAUGGCCAGUUAUUAUGACCCCAGUCGAAAGGCUAGUAGAAUUCUGAGUCCUUCUUCACCGUGUAACACCACUGCUGGUGGAAGAGCUCAGUCACCAACUUCCAUAGUUCUACCGCCAGGCCUCCUUUUUGAACCAGAUUCCACAAAUUCUCCACCAUCUCCCACAAGCUCAGUAUCUUCUCGACCGAAGCAGGUUCGAAUGAAGAGGGUAUCCUCGCUUUCUGAUCGCAUUGCCACCAAAAAAUCAAAGUCGGACUUUUUAGAGCCAGAGCACUCUAGUGGCCCAGAAGAGCAACGUAAAUUAAACUCCGUUGCUGCCAGGUGUGGGGGAGUUCGCAUUAAAACUCCAACUGUUAAAGGAAUCCUUGACCUGGACAAAAUCACUGAGGAACAAAGUAGUGAUUCUGAAAGUGCAAGGCCUGGGCUCUGGGAUCGUUUCUCCGUGUCCCGAGGUAGUGACAGCAGUAAACCACAGUCCUUGGACACCACAUGGUGCUGUUCACUGUCUGACUGGAACAAAUACUCAGGGAUGCUGUCGGGUUCAGAGGAUGACAUGCCUUCUCCACAAAGUGAAGAAAAGCGCCCACCCAGGGGAGAUCAGCCACACCUACGCUUUGAGAUCACUAGCGAUGACGGUUUUAGUGUGGAGGCAGACAGCGUUGAAGUGGCCUGGAGGGCUGUGAUUGAUGGGGUGCAGGAGGCUCGUGCUGUUGCUAAGCUUAGACAGCUUUCCUUAACCGGGAUGACUGGAGCUCGUAUGAUGGGUUUGCUCCAUGAUGCUGUGGUUUACCUGGUGGAACAGCUUCAGGGGGCCAAGAGCUGCCAUGGUCACACUUUCCAAUUCUAUAAGCAGCCUAGCCAGGAGGAUGACUUGCCCAUUAACCCCAGCGGCUGUGCUCGCUCGGAGAUCUACCUACGGAAAUCUACCUUCGACAUGUUCAACUUCCUGGCUUCUCAGCACAGACAGCUUCCUGACGGUGAUCUUUAUGAUGAAGAGGAAGAUGAGGUUCUUCUCAAAUCCAGCAGACGAGCAACGAGUUUGGAGCUUCCCAUGGCAAUGCGCUUCAGACAUCUAGAAAGGACGUCCAAAGAAGCUGUCGGUGUUUACAGGUCUGCUAUUCAUGGACGAGGGCUUUUCUGUAAGAGAAACAUCGAAGCUGGUGAAAUGGUCAUCGAGUACUCUGGCAUCGUCAUUCGCUCUGUUCUGACAGACAAGCGGGAGAAAUAUUAUGACGGGAAGGGCAUUGGCUGCUACAUGUUCCGCAUUGACGAUUUCGACGUCGUCGAUGCAACCAUGCAUGGCAACGCGGCACGAUUUAUCAACCACUCGUGCGAGCCCAAUUGCUAUUCCCGUGUCAUCCACGUGGAGGGCCAGAAGCAUAUCGUCAUUUUCGCCUUACGCAAGAUCUACCGUGGCGAAGAGCUCACCUACGACUACAAGUUCCCCAUCGAGGAUGCCAGCAACAAGCUCAGCUGCAACUGUGGAGCCAAACGCUGCCGCCGCUUCCUAAACUGAGUGGACCGUUUCAAAGAUCCUGAAAAGUGCAGGGAUGAAAGCAGACAGGCAAUAAAACAGAGGCACAGUGGACUGUGGAAAGCACCAAGAUGGAAAAGUCCAUGAAGGCUUACUAACAGUAGCUUUAAGCGGUGCCUUGCAAAUCGGCACUCGAAAUCCACUGGACAGAUCCAGACACAGUCAUAGGGAUGUGUGCAUGAUGCACAAGCACUCCAAAAAAAAAAAAGGUUGGAUGGUCAGAGAAACCCCUGCUUUUUUACAGUCUGAGCAUUUUAUUCAAGUCUCCAAACAGUUUUGCUUCAUGCUUCCCUUUUUACAACACAGAGGUCUUUAUGAUGUGCAGACUAGUGAAAAGAAGAUCCGCACUCCUCCUGUUGCUCAUACUUGUCAAAUUGUUGCUGCUGAAAAACAGUUUUGGCUCAUGUAGGGAACCUGUAUAAGGUGUUCCAGGUGUAUUUUGAGCUUGUGCAGAGCAACAAGUACAGUGAUUGAUUGUCUGGCUGAUAAAAGUCCAACAUGUGGUGCAUCAGUUUUAACUAUUAAUAGUAUCUAGUUUCAGUUCCGCUAAAUGGAUCGUGCUGACUUCCUGCAGUCCGUGGCCUCUAAAAAAAGAAAAAAACAUUUUUUAAAUUUGAUUCCGGCUUUUUCCUGCACUUAGAAAGAAGUGCAAAUAGAUGUACAGGAGUUUUGUGGCAGUGAGAGUAUACUGUACCUGAAUGAAUAUAUGACUAAUCAAGAGAUAUAUCUAUAUAUACUUUUAACUGAGAUGUUUAUCUGUGAUGCUCAUGCUAGAUCAUAGUUUAGGGCUUGAUGUUUAGGAAAAGAAAAGGCUUUAUUCUGCUCAGGAAGAUGCUGUGAACCCCUGCAAUACGCCAUCACCAUCCAUUCCGUUCAAGUCGUCAAGUAAGGCGGGGUUUUUUUUGUUUGUGGUUUUUUUUUCUUUUUUUUUUUAAUAGAAAAGUCUCGAAUCAGCCUUUAAGCUCUUCUUCAAAAGCCACUGCUGUAAUAUCGCAUUAGAAAACUCCCACGAGGCCUGUGUAUAUUAUUUAUUUUAUUCUUUUACCGUGUUUUUAUUUUUGUCCCAAUUCAUGACUAUGGUUAAUUUAAUCAUGGAGAAAAUUCUGUCUCCCUUAUUGGGACCCUGCUGCGUUUUUGGUUUGUUUGUUUUUUAUUUUAUUUCGGGUUCUCCCUCCCCCCCCAGCUAAUUUUUGCCCAUUUUCUUAACCUUUGACUUCUUUAUGGUGCUAAACUUGGUCUUGAAAUUGAAGUGGGAAAUCACACAUUUCAUCAACUUCAUCUUCGUCAUUCAUCACAGUGUAAGACACUUCAUUAUUUGUGAAUUGCUCAAGUGCUUGACGGAUAAAAGGUAGGGAGCCAACAUUUAUUAUUAUUAUUAUUAUUGUAAGUAUCAGAAGGUAUGGAGAAAAACUAUGACCCCCUCAUCUAUCUAUCAAUCUAUCUAUUCAACACUACUUGAGCUAAUUAGGGAUAGUCCUGCUUUACAGUGGUUUUUUUUUUGUUUGUUUGUUUUUUUAAACUGUUUUUGUGUUGCAUCUUCUCAUUUCUGUGAUAGUUGCACAUACAUACAUGAUGUACAUCUGUAGAAAUCAGGAUCCCAUGUCAUUGCUCAAGAAAAUUGCUCAAGCAUUUUUAAUUUUUUUUUCCUUUGAUCAAAGUUUCUCUUUCACAAUGGUUUAAGAAUUACUGAUGGGUCUUUCAGCUAACAGCCACCAAGCACUCGGCACCUUGACAUCCCUUUAUUUUAAGACGACAAUUCUGAUUCCUUCGAUCCUGAGGAAAAAGAGAUAACUGAUACCAAUCUUAGGGUCUUAGAAAGACAAGACUGCUUAAGAUUUAUGCCGUAUUUAUUCUUGUUUGUGUUUUGAUUAUGGGAGUAAGUGUGCUUUCUCCGUGGCCAAGGUCUUUCUUUUGUUUACAGUUUCCUUUUUUCUUGACUUGAACAUUCUUUGAGGAGGAGUUCUUGCAGUUGCAGCCUUUUUAAGGUCAUGUUUUGAGCCAGAAGUUUUAAAGAAUAUGAUUUUAGUGCUUAUUUUAACUUGGAAAUUGUGGCAACAUGCUUUAAAGAAAUUGUUUCCCUUUAUUUUCCCUCUCCCUACUUCACUAUCUGUCAGAAACAGCUUCCAGUGCUAGUCACUGCUCCUUCCAUGUUUUUAUGGUCGCUGGCUUUCUAACAACCCCCGAAGCCAGUCAGUGUGGUCAUCCUCUGCCUUGUCUGGACCUCCUCGUUUCGGAUAGUAUCAUGAAACUGAAUUUCACCCUUUUUUUUUUUCACUGAACUUGCAAGGAUUCUACCUCAGGCUGUUCAGAAUGACUGUCAAAGAAUACUAAUGCAAAACCUAGAUGACGAUACGAUAUCGCUCGGUCUUAAAUGUCCUGUAGAGAUGGCCUGUGUGCAAUGAAGGAUGCAAAGCACUAGUCAAGACCUUCUGUGACGAUCCGUCUCCCAGAGUUGUGUGGAAAAACUGUAUGUUCCUACGUAGGGUUAUUUUAAAAAAAAAAAAAAAUUUGUGUUGAGAAAAGACUUCAGAAUAAGAAAAUGUGUCUUUACUACCUUGUACAAAGUACCCUAAGUCUGUAAAUAAUUGUAUACAUAUUUCUAAACCUGUUUAAUUUUUCUAUGCACUUUUUUAUUUAUAAUGUUAUUUGCUUAAUAAAGAUGUUACAAUGUUUGAACAAAAA
Molecule: messenger RNA, 14361 nt
Organism: Neoarius graeffei (lesser salmon catfish)
Lineage: Eukaryota; Metazoa; Chordata; Actinopteri; Siluriformes; Ariidae
Gene: kmt2bb
Product: lysine (K)-specific methyltransferase 2Bb
Exons: 37
Coding region: 67-11661 (3864 amino acids)
Biological process (GO): positive regulation of DNA-templated transcription
Cellular component (GO): histone methyltransferase complex; nucleus
Molecular function (GO): zinc ion binding; protein binding; histone H3K4 methyltransferase activity
Source: RefSeq, a predicted model, not a curated record